Dichotomopilus funicola is the source of this 1815-nucleotide messenger RNA. RefSeq names its product amidase signature domain-containing protein. The transcript has a single exon. The coding region runs from base 1 to 1815 and encodes 604 amino acids. The record is from RefSeq and is a predicted model, not a curated record. Lineage: Eukaryota; Fungi; Ascomycota; Sordariomycetes; Sordariales; Chaetomiaceae.
AUGGUGCGAACAAAAAGGGGCUGGAGGGUCAAAGUGACCAGCAGUCUCCUCCUUUGUCUCGGUCUCUGCCUCCUUUGCAUCACGGCCACUUCUGCGCUUGAGGAUGCCUUUGAAGUGCAAGAAACUACCAUCGCGGAACUCCAUGAAGCACUCUUCACGGGCAGCACAACAUGCAGAGCGAUUGUGUCCUCCUUUCUGGCACGCAUUGAGGAGUUCAACCCCCGCAUCAACGCCAUCAUUUCUCUCAACCCACACGCCCUUGAUGUUGCUGACCAGCUGGAUGAGCGAGUCGCGACUUCAUUUCCUCAAAAUGUGAACGUGACGGCCCUGGGCGCUCUCUUCUGUGUGCCCGUCCUCCUCAAAGACAACUUCGACGCUGUGGGCAUGAGCACCACAGCAGGGGGCCGUGCACUCGCGGGCAACACUCCAGCCGAAGAUGCCCCGACAGUGAAAGCCCUAAUCGAUGCGGGGGCUGUCAUAUUGGGCAAGACCAACCUGCAUGAGAUGGCCCUCGAAGGCCUAACCGUGUCCUCUCUCGGAGGCCAGACCCUCAACCCCUACGACCUCACCCGCACACCAGGAGGCAGCAGUGGUGGAAGUGGCGCGGCCGUGGCUGCCAACUUUGCGGUGCUUGCCACAGGGACCGACACCAUGAACUCCCUGCGCAACCCGGCCAGUGCCAACUCCCUGUUCAGCUUCCGUCCCACACGGGGCCUGAUCUCCCGGGCCGGUGUGGUCCCUGUCAGCUUCACCCAGGACACGGUGGGUGCCAUGGCCCGCAACCCCCAGGACCUCGCGGUAGCACUUACCGUCAUGGCCAGUGUGGGCGUCGACCCACGGGACAACGUUACCAUGUUGGCCCCCCCCGAGGCACGGCACAGGGACUACACUGCUGAUCUCCAGGCAGGGGGCAGUCUCAAGGGCCUCCGUCUGGGGGUCCUCAACGGGUUCUUCAACCACACGCCCUCGGCUGAGGCAACACCCGUCAACGAGGUCAUGGCAGGCGUGAUGGCCAAGCUCACUGCAGCAGGGGUAGAGAUCGUCAACAUCACAGACCCCCUGUAUGACUCCCUCGCCAUUGCCAAGUUAGACGUGCAGGCCUUUGAGUUCCGCGAGAUGCUCGAUGCGUACCUGAGCAGCACUGCCUCUUCUACGACUCCUAGCAACACCCCCCCUAGUAACACCAGCACGACACACACCACGUCGAACACCCACUCCCGCACACGCCCCCCAACUACCUUCCACGACCUCUACUUCUCCUCCACCCACGACUUUCUCGUCAUUCCUUCCCAACACCACCUCAUCCACCGCGCAUCCAACCUCUCCACCAGCGACCCAACCUACCUCUCCACCCUGCAACGCAUCCAAGACCUAACCCGUGCCCUCGACGCCACCUUCACUUCCCGCAGUCCCAAUAAUACUCACUUUCCCCUCGACGCCCUCAUCUACCCGCAACAAAAAACCCUCGUCGUCCCCGUCAACUCCCCCUCCCAAUCAAACCGCAACGGCAUCCUCGCCGCGCUAACAGGCUAUCCCGUCGUCUGCAUUCCCGCAGGGUUUUCUCCCCCGCCGUAUUCUGUUGAUGCACCCGUCGGGGUGCCGAUCGGCAUGGAGAUUCUCGGUCGGCCGUGGAGUGAAGGGCGGUUGUUGGAGAUUGCGAGGCUUGUGGGGGAGGUGGUUAUGCCUGUGAGGGUGGUGCCGCCGUUUGUGAAUGGGAGUGUAGAGGGGAGGGGGUAUGACGGGGUGCCUGUUGUUGUGCCGGGUGGGAUUAUGGGGGGUGGUUGGGAGGGGGUAUAUCCGAUGGGGAUGUUGUGA